Caenorhabditis angaria is the source of this 2480-nucleotide messenger RNA. Lineage: Eukaryota; Metazoa; Nematoda; Chromadorea; Rhabditida; Rhabditidae. The record is from the annotation of a GenBank genome assembly.
AUGACUAGAUUUUCUUGUGAGUUGUUUAGUCUUUAAGAAGGCUGUAAGUUUUUCAACCAAAUUUCCAAGUUUUUCAGUAAUUCUUCUUUUAACUUUGUUUGCAUUCUCAUCUGCUCAAAAUCCAUUUUCAUGUGUCGAUGCGAAAUUUCAAGGAUGUCAAUAUAAUUUGGCUCAACAAAUUGGAUUAAAUGACACUGUUUCAUCGAAACUUUUCAAAGAUUAUACAAUUAUGUAUAAUUAUUUCCUUUGGAUGACUGGAAAAAAUCCAGGAACUACACAAGAUAUGUUGACUGUCUGCAAGUGAGGUUUUCAAAAUUAGUUUUUUAAAAUUUAUUUUGACCUGAUGAAAUGAGUUAAUUUUUCAGUGGACUUGAAACUUUCAACUUGUGCAAUCAUGGAAAUCAAGGAUGUUUGGAUAUAUCGAAUUUGAUUCAGAAAACCGAUAUUAACAAUGUGAGUUUCCAUUUCGUUUUUUUCUAACUAAUUCAAGAAUAUGCAAAAUAAACGAGGCCAUUAAUGUCAGCGACUUUCUAGAUUAUCAUGGUUUUUUUUUUGAAAACCCAUUUGUAUUAAAAAUCUUUUGCAGGCUUAUGGAGUUGAAGCAACUUAUCGACAAUAUCAAAGAUUUAAUUGUGGACCAGGAAUUAAUAGUAAGAUUUGAUUGCUUUCCAACUAUCAAAAAUACGAAACUUCUCAUUUUUUCAGCCCUAAUUCACGAAGGAUUAUCAUGUCCUCAAAGAGUUGUCAGUAAUUAUCAAUUAUAUUUGCAAACUUGUGUUGCUUCCUAUGAGACUUCAGUUGCAAAUGAUCAGGCAAAUGGAUGCACGUAAGAUUUUCUUCAUUAGGAAAAAAUAUCCAUAUUUUGGGCCCCGAUUAUUGUUUUUUUUUCUCACAAUCAAAUUUGCUGACCUAUUUCAUGAAAGAUAUUACCGCUAAAAAAUAUUGAGAAAAAUGUGAUCAUUGGUGGUCGAAAUGAUACAAUCUUCAGACAGCCUCCGAAAUGGAACAAUAAGUUUCAAAUAAUUUGUAGUGUCGGCAAAAAAAAGUCGGAAUAUUUCAAAAAGACCUAGAUGUCCAAAACUUUCAUUCAAGAUUUUAAAAUUACAUAAGAUGAAUCAGUUACUAAAACACAUGAUGCCGUUCUACGGAGAUAGAAAUCAAAUCAAAGCAGUUUAAAGGCCUAGAAAAUCAUGACUCUAAUAACCUAGAACAUCAAAGUUCUGGGUUUUUGGUGAUCUAAAUACCUGAAAAACAAAUGUUUGAUAAAUUUUAUAUAAAUAGCUGUCAGCUACUUUUCAUCAAUUUUUCGUCGGUUCCUAAAUAGAAGGUUUUCAUAGAUAUUCGAAAUUGAAACACAAAUUCUAUUAAACCAAGAUAAUCAAGAUCCAAAACAAUUGAAACACAGAUUUGAGAUUUAAAAUAGAAUUGGAACUGAUCAUUCAAAAUGUCGAGCGAUAAAAUCUUCAGAUUCCCAAAAAUAAAAGACAAAAGGGAAGCCAACUUAGAAGUUCCCAUUCCUCCACUCUUUUCAACUCCAUUCAAUAUCCCGGCAUUCCUACACCAUGUUCCCAACAUUGUACUAACACUACGAUUAGCACCAUCGAAAACCCGUCUUACAUGUACCCAAAUUGGUAAAUGCAAUUUAACACCAGUCUUUACAAGUGACUUUUGAUUGAGAUGGGUUACUGGGAGCUUCUGGAACGAGAUUCAACUAGGCUGGCAACCCGGAAUCACGCGUAAAAUGAGGGGAUGAAAUAUAGUUGGUGAAACUUGUGACCGACGAAUUAUGGGAUUGGCUCAGUGACAUGAUUUGCGUUGUAGAUCAAAAAAAAGUUUUGAGGUGUAGUGAAGGAAUUUUUUGAAAUUUUUUUUUUGUAAUACUCGAUGCUGAUCAGUAAUUAUUGUCAGAUUUUAAAAGUUGGUGUAGGUCAUUAGAGUAAUUUGUCAAUAAAAAAUUAAAGUCAUGUGAUGCUGAACUAUUCAAAGAACGGUGAGAUAUUAUCUUCUAACCUUUAAGUGUCUUUUAAAAAAAUUACCUUUUUUGAAGUUUAACGGUACGGUAUUGAAUUUAAUUAGAUUACAUCUAAAAAUCUGACUGUUAUCUUAAUAUCUUAUUUCAAUGGACUUUUUGAAAAAGUAGAAGUUUUUUCCAACAAAAACUGUUUCAAACCCUAUUUUUCAGAUAUGCUCAAACAUUGAUGAAUUGCUGGUCUGCCCCAUUCCAAACCGCUUCCUGUGGCUCAGAAAAUGGAAUCGCAGUUUGGUGGGCAUGUGAGCAAAACAAGGUGUUCGCCCAAACCACCUUCCCAAGUUGCCCACUUUCAUGCGAUGAAAAGUUUGGACCAUUCACCGGAUCACACGCGAAUUAUAUGGAUACUCAUCAUAAAAUUGAAAAUGGCGUACACUUUUUCAAGGUUUCGAACCAUGUAGAAAAAGUUGAUGGAAAACUUGUGGAAGUUGAGGGAGUUUGGAUGAGCUAA